Solea senegalensis (Senegalese sole) is the source of this 2692-nucleotide messenger RNA. It is a transcript of the gene ier5l, whose product is annotated as immediate early response 5-like. The record is from RefSeq and is a predicted model, not a curated record. The transcript has a single exon. Bases 30 to 1073 code for a protein of 347 amino acids. NCBI's taxonomy places the organism in Eukaryota, Metazoa, Chordata, Actinopteri, Pleuronectiformes, Soleidae.
UACAGAUUGUGGUUUGAGGACAUCUGCAAAUGAUCGCAGACUCUCACAGGGAGGAGGAUCUGCGCUUCAAUGUUUCUCCACAGAGCUCACUGGAACCUUUCUCCCCGAACAUACACACUCUCACAGCGGGCAGGCGAGCGUCCUCUCCCGGUCAGGAGCUGGUGGUGGGCCUGGAGAACGGGUCCAUCAUCACCACCAUGGAAUGCGCAGUGGACGCGCAGAGCCUGAUCUCCAUGUCACUGAUGAAGAUCCACAACUCCAGGACUCAGCGAGGAGGCAUCAAGCUGCACAAGAACCUGCUGGUGUCCUAUGUGCUGCGGAACGCGCGCCAGGUCUACAUCAAGGAGAAGUACGCGGAGAUCUACCGCAUGCAGCAGUAUGAGGAGGUGAUGACCGUCUGCAACGAGAUCCAGGAGCUGGACCCGCUAGAGCUAGACGCGGAGGAGGUGUGCGGAGAGGAGCAGGAGCAGGCGCGCGCUGCUGCUGCUGCUGCCGCUGCGUGCUGCGGCGAGGAGGCGAGUCCGUGCGGGGACAGAGGCGCGGUGGCGGCGCACGUCCGGGCAGCGAGCUCUCUGCUCGGCUGCUCUCCUUUCCAGGACAGCGACCCAGAGCCGGAGCCGUGCGACUACCGCAGCUGCUGCAUGGAGGCGUCUCCCGGAUCGUACUGCAACAAAACCACCGUGCUGGACUUGGACACUCAUGUGGUGACCACGGUGGAGAACGGAUACCUGCACCAGGACUGCUGCUGCGACGCGCUCCACUGCGGACAGGGCGCGCAGCCGCUGCCUCUGCCGGUAGCCAGAAAGCGGAAGGUGGAGUUCGGCUGCUGCGUAAACGACUCUGAGGACGCGUCCGAGUUCACGGCGGCUCGGAAAAAAGCGAAGCGCGAGGACUGUUGCGCUUUCUUCUCCGGCGACAACUACACGGACACUUCCAACAUCUCCAACCUGAUCUCCAUCUUCGGCUCGGGGUUUUCGGGGCUGCUGAGCAGGCAGGCGGACCUGGAGCAGAUCUGUAGCAAACAGGCUCUGGCCAGUCUGGGCGCAUGGACCCGGGCCAUCGUGGCUUUCUAAUCGGACACUUUAUGUGACAGAGACCGGGUCCGGUUAUUUCUCCACAAAGUCCCAGUGAGCGGAACCACAUGGAGAAACCAGCUCCUGCUGCUGUUUGGGAACACGGUCCUGGGUAGAAACGACACAGCGCGGUUCACAAUAUUAUUGUGAUAAUUGUAAAAAAACAAAAUCUACUUUAUUUUUAAAAAAAGAUUCUUAAAUGGGCGGAGCCUUCUGCUUGUAUGUGUGCACAUUUUACUAAAGCUUACAUAUUCGAACAAAAAAAUACCUUUAGUGACAGAUUUUUGUACCAUUUUGUACCAUUUCUUUUAGUUUCUCUGAAUAUUUGUAUUUAUUCACAGAUGAAUUCAGAUUAACUCAUGUUACAAAUGUUACAAAAACUACCGGAAAAUGUUGCAAAACACUGUAAAUGCUAUGAAUAUGUUAAAAAAGAUAGAAUAAUUGGGAACAUGCUGGCUCCCCCUAGUGGCACUUCAAAAUAAAUCACUACGACUGUAUGUUGGUAUAGGCAACAUUUUUAAAUCACUAGAAUGAAACAUUGACGAUAUUCUCUUGCGAUAACGGAAAUUUACCAAAUUGUUAUGAGUGCUUUUUAUCGCAAAAAUGUGCGAUAAAAGAAAAUCUUGAGGUUCAUGUUCCCACAGACACAGGAGCGAAAGGUUUUUUCAUGGUUCCACAGUCACGGAGGAACUUUCAGUAAAUGCUGUAAGUGUUUUUUUCCCUUCAAAACAAAGAAAUGUUCUUUUUAGGCAAAAAAACUAAACUUUACAAAACAAAUUAAACUCAUUGGAAAUGUCGCGGAAACCAUAAAAAGGCAAAUUUAAUGGAAUUUUAAACAAAAGAAAAAUCUAUCCAGCAAACAAUCACAUUAAAUAAGAUUAUUUGUCUUUGGUGACAUCACUCACUCACACGUCUCCUCUGAUUGGAGGACACGUCGGCAUCACACCUGGACCCGGUCUCCGUUCUGCGGUGGAGAAGAGAAAUCAACUUUAUUUUUGCAAGAAAAAAAAAAAGAAAAAGAAAAGUUAUUUAAAAUGGAGGGAGGGAUUUAACGUCGAUGGAGGAGGAGGGCGGAGCUUGUGCCAUAAAAAAAGAACACUCUGUGACUUAAACCCGAUGACGUGGAUCGACUGUCGUUGCCUUAAAUCCAUGCACACCGCUGCUCUCUACUGACACCAGUGGACGCACAGUGAAAGUGACUGAAUGUCUCUGUUUUUUUUCCCCUUUUCCUUCAAAAACAAACAAACAAAAACAAACCUGGUCUUUGCACAUUCUGAUCAGUGGGUGGCCAUGUGACAAAGGUACCAGCUCACGUCAUGUGAUCCCUCCCCCUUGCAGCGCGUCAUCAGGUCAUUCUGUGUGACAUCAUCAUCAUGAUUAUUGAUUAUUGAUCCUUUUGUUUUAAAAAGGUUUAGAAACAUCUGCGAUAUGAACCAAACUACACAGAGUAUUCUGACGUAUUCUCUCCUUAUCCUUGUUUUUCUGUUCUGUUUUUUUAAUUUGAGUGUGUUUGAUAAAGUGUAGCUCUCUCCGGGUAAAAACUGUUUCAGAGAAUAUUUGUAAAAAAUUUAUAAUCUUAAUAAAAAAAAAAUAUAAUAAACACGAGCUGUUUUGUGUGA